UAUAAAGUAGUUGUCCCGCUGCAGGCACCACAGAGCGGAAGGUGCACAAACAAAGAUGUCUCUGGGGUCUGUGAUCGUGUUGCUCAGCCUCUUGGCGUCCGCCAGUGGACAUGGUCGUCUGAUGGACCCACCUUCCAGGUCUUCCAUGUGGCGCGUGGGCUACGACACACCCAAAAACUAUAACGACAAUGCUCUGUUUUGCGGAGGCUUUCAGAACCAGUAUGGUCCGCAAGGCGGCAAGUGUGGGAUCUGUGGCGACCCCUAUCAGGGUCCGCGUGACAACGAGGUUGGCGGCAAGUACUACAGCGGGACCAUCACCAGGGUGUACAAGCAGGGAGACAUGAUAAAAAUCGCCGUCGAGAUAACCGCCAACCAUCUAGGCUGGUUCGAGUUCAAGGUCUGCCCUGCUGAUGGCAGCAACAAGGAAGUCAGCCAGUCAUGCCUGGAUAAGCACGUGCUAACGAUCGAAGAAGGAUCAGAAACAAAGUACUUCUUGGGCUCGAAGAUUGGCUGGGUCAACCUCCGGGCAAGGCUUCCUCGGGAUGUGACUUGUGACAAAUGCGUUUUUCAGUGGAAGUGGCACACUGGCAACUCGUGGGGAGUGGACCCAGAUGGAACCACGGGCAUAGGCUACGGACCGCAAGAGGAGUUCUACGGCUGCGCUAACAUCGCCAUCCAUUCCGUUCCCGGGUCCGGGUCCGGGUCAGAGGUCACCACACCCGACAUGAUCCAGUCCGCCACUCCCAGCCCAGCAACGACGCGUCCGGUGAUCCCGAUUGUCGGCACCUGCUUCGCGGUCAGCCCCAUGUGGAAGGGGCAGCCCCAGCUGGACCAGUGGUGCGACUACAACUGCAGGAGAGGGCAACUGUCCGGACGUCUGCGCAUGUCAGUGAAGCUUCCACAAAGCCUGACAUAUUCGGCAUCUCCUUCCCGGCUAGCUUUUUUUGUGUAGGUCUCUCGUGUGGUCAUUCACCAUUCGACAUGGGACGGGACCAGCGCUGGCAGUCUGUCUCUCGUCUCCAUGACAACCGAAGUGAAACACAGCGAAAGACGCUUUUGCAGCAGUUCCGCGGUUUUUAUUUGUUUGUUUUUGUUGUUGUUGCUGUUUUAAGCCAUUUUGCAUGAAUAAAGUGAUCAUUUUAUUGUUGCUUGUAUAGAUGUUGUUAAAUUAAACAUGAUGUCAACAUAAAAACUUCCUGACCUUCUGUCCGAGUUGAUUGAGUUUGCGGUGAAGCAACAUUUAGCGCCAGCAACAACACUUGCGACUCGUUGAUGAACGUCUGUUGUCAUUCAAUCUUUGUUAAAUACCACGUGAGGAUUCUACAGAAUAACAUGCACAUAUACGAAAAUAAGUGUAGCAGAACAGCAACAAGUCAAGACCGGAAUGUAGAUUAACCACGAAAGACCGACUACACAUUUGUCUACAUCGUCAUCUGGCUUAGACCAUGCUAAGCAAACUUUUGUUUAUUUCUAAACAAUGAUACCAGAUAAACUGCAUUUUUUUGUUUUGUGUUGGUAUGCUUAUUUGGGUAUUUUUGUAGGUGGGUAUAUUUAGUGCAGAUAGAUAUUUAGGAUAUUUAGAGCAUAUACGCUAAAAUUGUGAAACAAAUGAAUGUCACUGUCGUGUACUGUCAGCAAAGAGAGAACAUGAUUAUUACAAGAUCAGAAAGUGAGUUAACGAGAGGAUUGGCCUCUCGUGAUUGUCCCACUCGUGUGUCCAUUCCGCAUCUUGCAGGGAAAACAGUACCCUUUCUUCAAAAUUACUACAUCAGCAUCAUUCAGAGUUCACUUACUGAGAAAUUUUCAACAAGAAUGCUGUGGAAUAGUUUUCUGUGUUUCAAAUUACUUUAUUAUUAGUGAUGGCUACUCUGCCAUUAAUGUCAUUUUCUAUCCCAAAAGAAGAUAUUAUAUUUCAUUCCCAUGGACAGAUAUCCAAAUCAUUAUUCGCUUUUAAAGAAAAAAAAAUUACAUCUGCAUUCUGAGGAUUGCUUUCUUUUAUUUAAUAAAAGCUUGUUGUGUCA
Messenger RNA from Pomacea canaliculata, 2021 nucleotides. RefSeq lists its product as uncharacterized. The transcript has 4 exons. The record is from RefSeq and is a predicted model, not a curated record. NCBI's taxonomy places the organism in Eukaryota, Metazoa, Mollusca, Gastropoda, Architaenioglossa, Ampullariidae. The coding region runs from base 56 to 952 and encodes 298 amino acids.